AGAGGUUAACAAAUGUGUACCGACAUGCGCAGACAGGCAGAUAAUUUACCUGUCGUGUAUUAUAUUUUUGAUGUUAAAAUAUAUAUGUAUAUAUCAUGUGAGGGAUAAUAAAUCAUUUAAUUGGAGUCAUUACUCUGAUGACACACACUUUUCCUUAUAAAAUGGCAGCGACAAAAAAUAUCACUAAAAAGACAGUAGACCUUGAAGGUCGAAAUGAAUUCCAUCGGACUAUCGCACUACAGUAUGAAUGUGUAACUGAUUUGCUUAGAGAGUUUCUAGACUUCAAGCUUUUGACAAAUAAGAUCGACUUAAAAAGUUACAUUAAAAAAUGUAGAUUUCAUUUAACUGGAAAAAAGUAUGUUACUGCAUUCCAGGAGGCAUUGUUUUAUUCUGCUAACCCUGACUCUAAAGAUCUAGACGUUUCGACGCUUACUGUAUUACUUUUAGCAAAAUGCAACAAUUGCAUCAACGUAACAAAAGCGGAAACAAAGUACAUAGAAAAACUUCGGGAGCAUAGAAACACCCUGGCUCACAACAUUUCUGGAAAAUUAAAUGACACCACAUUAUUUGUAGAAACAAGUAAUGAUAUGAUGGAUCUCUCAAAAUCCCUAAAAGCGACAGUCCAAAAUAAUUUGAAAGCCUGUAUCGAUGAAUUAAAGCAAAGGGCCUGUGUAAGAAUUCAUUCCAAGCUCGAAGUUCUAAAAUUCAAUACUGAACAUCUUCAAAUAACUCUUACAUACAUGGAAGAACAUGGCGAUGUUGGUGAUAAUACAUUUAGAGAAGCAAUUCUGAAAUUCAACCUUUCACGUUGGUCAAAGCAGAUAUCACGUGGUAUUGACAUGUCAAAAAUGUUAACAGAGUUAGGUAGACUGAAACUUUUCAAAGAGGAGAUAUUACAAAAGAUCAAAGGUUCAGAGUAUGAAUGUAACACAGCAGAAACAUUCAUCGAAUUUCUGAUCAAAGAAGGGAGCAAAUUUGAAAUAUUGCAGUGUUGUAAACUUCUUCGUGAACAAGGGAGACAAUGCGAAAAUCUGGCUGAUCUGAUUGAAGGGAAAAAUACAGAUGGAGCCGACACUGUUGACGAAAUAGAGAAAAUAGAGAAGGCAAAGCUAAGAGACGUGCUACAACGUUGCAUAAAAGCUGGCGAAAAUUGCAAUGAAACAUGUGAGGCUGUUCACAGUUAUGUAGAAGAAGUAAUGGACAAUGAAAUACCAUUUUCGUUUCUAAAUGACAUGAUGAAAACCACAUUUGGCUGCAGUGAAAAAGAUGGAAGGUUUUACGACGUAUCAUUGAUAAAAACAUGCGGUACUGAAAGCAAACCAAAGGACAUGCUUGAUGAAUAUGCCAGUGUUGCUGCAAUGUCGUUUGAAGAGUACGCAGAGUAUAUAGGUAAUCAUUUUCGGUCUAUUAGUAUGGCUGUCUGUGAAAAUAUUACUAAAGCUAUCAAAGACGAAGCGGUGCAACUUGAGCUUUUCCUUGAACUGACUGAUGAAGAUAUGAAUGAGCUUUUUGGUUAUUAUUUAAAAUCCAAACCACUGAAGUUCGGUAUAAAGAAACAGCUGCAGCUUCUUCAAAGUAAACUGAAAAGCCGGUUGAAAAAUAAUAAAAUGGCGUCGGAAGAUAAAUGUGAACUUAGAAGGUUCGACAAGCCACUUCACACAGAAUAUCUUAAUUUGGAGGUAAGUUAUCCAUCAGGUGGAGACCAAAAUGCCCCUGCACACGAGUUUGUUUAUACAGGGUUUGCGGUUUUAUCAAAAUAUGUGGUCGUAAAGAAUACUGUGCGAUUUAUUUCCGCUUGUCUAAAUGCUAGAAAAAAUGGGACUAUCCAUUUUGGAAUAGAAAGAACAGGACGGAAUACAGGUAAAAUUGUUGGCGUGAACAAUACAUCACUGCUACGGUCUAUAGAUAAUGUUGUUCUAACUGGUAUUCAUAGGUGUUUUUAACACCUUAGUACCGCACUUCGAAGAAAUAUAAUAAGGUGCACAAGACCAGCACAGCUAAUAAAGGUAAAGCACGAAAGUCUACUGGUAGUUGAAAUAGACAUUGUGCCAUUCCAUAAACAUUUAUCUGAUUCAUUCUACACUGUUAUGUUCCCACCAAGCGGACCACAAACAGAAUUAUUCUUCCUGUACGAAGAAGGACCAAGUUGUGACAUUGUCCAAGUAGAAAACUCCAGAGUGGAAGCCGUGAAGAAAAAUUUGCAAGACUCUCUGAGAGAAAGGCAGUUAUUAGACGACGAGACAUUGCGUAGAUAUCGCUCUGAAUCCGAUCGUGCUUCUUUUCUGAUGUAUGAACUAACAAGAGGAGCCGAUUACAUCACAGACGUUUUCUUUCCAAUAAUAUGUUCUGGGAAUAUGAAUUCAGAUAAUUUUGUGAACUACCCUGGCUUACAAGAUGCCUUCCAAAAUUCAUGCGCAGUGUUCGACUUUGGUUCUUCAACACACUUGCGCAAGAUAAUGGAAGAAGGUAAUCCUUUAUAUACAGUGAACACUGUCAAAACACUUUCAGACUUCGAAACCGAUGAAAAAGAUGUUUCAUUUUCAGACAAGGAAAAGCCUUGGAUAUACUGCAAUGGGAAUGAUGACACCGGAAUUGAAGUGCUUGAUGCAGAUUCCUGGACAGACAAAAGACUUAUCCCCUUGGAAAAUAUUUUACGUUACAUGAAGUCAAAAAUACCCUACCAACGAGCAAAAAUUAUUUUUCUUGCUUUCGAAGCAUACGGAUGUAAAAACCCAAUAGUUACGUUUGCACGUGAGGCUUUUAUACGCAACUUCAAACACCAGUGUAUUAUUAUCGGCGAGACCGCUGAUGUUCUUGAACCAUUCGACAAUGAAAUAUCACGUCAGAUUGGAAAUGAGAAGGUAUGCAAAUAUUUAUUUUCUGGUCUAACUUGGUUUGACAUUGCAAAGGUUUUUCGGAAGACAUUCAAGGAAAGUUCUGACUCUGUAUGCAAAAUUCCAAAUUCUUGCGGAACAUUUGACGAAGUGUCGCACAAGGAAAGAGAACGCUGGAAAGAUCUUGACAUACUAAGCAUGGAGGAAUGCAUUAAUGAAGGAAAACAGAUGAAAGAGAAUGAAAGAAAAGCAAAACAAAAGGAAGAAGAAACUAGAUUUUAUCAAGGAAAAAAGGCUUCCUGGUGGAAUUUUUAUUAUGCGCAUCACGGAGAAAGAGACCUUUUUAGUAAACUUAGAUCUUUAAUUGAAAAUAAAUUGACAAGAAUGCACGAUGUGACAUUAGUUGAAUCAGUGGAAUUAAGACACGAGCCUGGGGCUGGGGGAAGUAUAUUGGGAAGGCAUUUGAUAUGGUAUUUUAGUCAGUCCCGUUGCACAAGCAAACCCUUAAGAUGCUGUGUUAUAAAGCAAAUAACCGAAAACACUGUUAGGGAAAUAGAAGAGUUUCGACAGUACAACGACAAUAAACCAAGACCUGUGAUUAUUCUUCUUGACGAUGAACCAGAUGGUAAUAUGUUCUUCCAGAAAGGUUUACAACAACUUGCGUACAAAACAGCAUCACCAGGGGAACUAUUUGGUAUUGUCAUUAAUGUAUCCAGAGUUUCUCUGACAGACGAUCUUGUUGAAGAAGCUGCAGAUGGACGGGUUGAAGUAAAGAACUGUUUAAAACAUCGAUUAACAGAAAGAGAAAAAAUAUGGUUUGAAAAUAAAUAUAAAGAAUUGGAGAAAUCAGAAUAUGUUGACGUUAAUACUCUUAUAGCUUUCAACGUCAUGAGAAAUUCUUUUGAUAAAGAAUACAUACGAUCAACAGUUGACAAAAUUAUGGAUGAAGUUACUUCGAAUGAGAUAGAUAUUCUCAAAAUUUUGUCAUUAGUCUGUACGUAUGAAAUCGGGACGCUUGUCCCUCACAGUAUAUUUGACUCCAUUGUUGGGAUCCCUAUAUACCCAAAGCCGACAAAAAUCGGACAAGGCAAACUGUUUGGUUUUCGACAAAAUCGUGGAAGACUUGGACGACCCCCUGAGAUUUUGAACUCUAAAUCACCGAGUUUAUUUGUAUGCAGAUCGGGAUAUGAGCUGAAAAAAAGGGGCUUGCGUAUCAUAUCUCAGCCUCUGGCAGAAAUUAUUUUGCGUCAUAUACAGGAAAGGCAAAAUUUGACACUUGAAGAUAUAGUAUUGUUUAUAAUUGGGCAAAUAGAGAAGCCAAGUUCAAAAGACAAUACUGAUUCAAAGCGUUUUGUAGAGGUUGUUUGCUCUCUAUUCAAAACAAGAGAAGAUAGCGGAAAAGGAAGAGACGGAAUAAAAGAUAAAUUCUCGCGAUUAAUAGUUGCAUUUCUUGAUAGAAAAAAUGCAGUCAAUGUAAACGACGGGAUAGACAGUGUUGUAAGAGUCAUGGACAAGUGUUUCAAAAUAACUGGUGACGCCUUUGUUGGUCAACAACUUGCCAGGUUCCACAUUAUCCACACAAAGAAUUUCAGAGAUGCUGAACAAGCAAUUUCCGAAUCUAUUGAAAUGUGCCAAAAUAACUCAUAUUUGCUUGACACUAAAGGUCAAGUUUUUAAAACCAACAUGGAGUAUUUAAAAGAAAUAAAUUGCCCACAUGCCCAGAAAAUGAGUAAUGAGGUUGCCAAAGAAGUGAUUACAUUGGCUUUUAAAGCUUUAGAUAUCUUUGCUGAAGGUCAAAUAAUAACCCAAGAGUACGAACGAGACAGGUGCAAUUUAAGUUGCUACCAUAUGGAAGUUAGAACACUAGUUGGACUGUUAGAGAUGUUUGAAACAUUUGAAUGCUUCACAAACAAUGACGACUUACUUGAAAUUUUAACUAAUCCAGGGGUAGACGUAAAUAGCUCUUGUUUAGCAGUUCUUAAUGAAAACUGUUAUAUAAAUGACAUUGUCAUAGGUGGAAAAAGACAAAUACACGCAGCCGAUGCAUUAAGAUUCGUAGAAGAGAGGGACUAUCAAGUAAAGAAAUUCUAUACAAUUUACACGCUGGAAGAUGUUCUUUUACUCAGUUUACGGGAGAGGUACGAGAGGUUUUACAGGAGUCAUGGUGGAAAAUAUCAACUGAAAUUUGGUUACGGGCUUAAACCAUUGAUGAAAGCCAUGAAAUAUCAGGACCAAGAACUUGUACAUCACAGAUAUUUGGAAGCAAAAAUGAAACUCGAAACUUGCCCAGUUGAAUUUGCCGACACUAGAGACCUUCUGUUCUACAUUAGUUACAGCUUCAUAAAACUUCUAACUGAUGUUUUAAACAUAGAAAACAAAGAAUAUCGACAGCUUCUCAGCUAUUCAACAAAACUUCUUGAUACGCAAAGGGAGGAAAAGAGACCGUACCUAGAAGCAUUUUUGUUUUAUGCAAUAUUCCAUUGGCCAUUAAAGGAAAGGUUUAAAUUUGACUCUCUGUCGAAGCCAGCUACGUACAUUAAUAUGAUGGACCUUUGGGAAGAAAGAUAUUUAAGCAAUAACUAUAUUAAAACCAGAGAUCAAAUGAAGGCAAAUAAAGGUAAAACCUAUUUCGCAUUGAGUAAGGAUCAUCUCGGUGUGAUAGACUUGUUUGAAAUCGAAAUGGAGUGGCGGGAAAAGAAAGAAAAAGAGGAAGGAAGAUCGCGUAUGCAUGUGUACAAGGAUUACUUUUGGCGUGAGCCGUUUGUGGCUGAACGACUUCAGAGACUGACAGGUACUCUAGACGACUCUGGAACCACAAUUAGUCAUAAGGUGACAUAUCCUGAAGCAACUCACGUUUUCUUGAUAAAAGCGUUUUAUCCCUCCGCUCAGCUACGGAAUCGACAAGUAACGUUUGUGCUAGCAUUUACAUGGAGUGGACUUAGAGCGUUUGAUGUCGUUGAAAAUUCUGAAAGUAUCGCUAGCAAUGGAAAAAGCGAAAAUGGAGAGAAAUCACGCGAACAAAAUGCUGUAAUUGUUUCAAAGUUCAGAGAGACAGACCAACUACAACGUAAAUUGGUGCCACAGGAUGGAGAUCAAGACAAGGCCACGUUACUAGAACGUAUUUCCCCAAAGAAAUCAUACGAUUCUGAUAAAAGAACUCGUAGAAAUGGAGAUGGGACUAAAUUAAAAGACUUCCAUCUACAAUCUUCUAAAAAUAAACCGUCAAAUAACGGAAAACUAACAACGAGUCCCAGACAACAAACCGAAUAUAAAUCGCAGAAGACAAAUUACGGUAUAUCCGCCGGUUUAUUAGAGGAGCAGCGAAGUCUUAAAUCCAGAACUGUUACUACACCUCUGGAUGUUCAGCAGGAACCCUAUAGUUUAAAACGACAAGAAAAUGAUGCCAAGCCGCUCAUUUCGAUGUCACAGUUUCCUGAACUUGUGCAUGACACUUCCAGUGUAGAGAACACAAGCUAUUCUGACAGACGUAACAUUAAUGUGAAAGAUGUACCCGGUGAAAGAGAAAAAAGAAAGGAUGAUAGCCAUAACACAAGACAAAAACGAUUAGAUUACGCUGCAGUUAUCAAGGGGAUACCUGAAAACUAUUUACCUGAUAGACAGGAAGUACCAGAUGUUACUGUUACAGGAGCUUGUCAAAAGAAUGAAGCUUUGGCUUCACAGGCGACAUGUUUUGAUGACAACGAUUACUGGGAUAACUUACAGAAAGAAGUAACGAGUGCAGAUUGGGAAAUCAAAGGUAAGAGAAGUGGGGGUUAUGGAGGUUUGGAUGAAAUGUCAAUGUCUGGAACGCACGAAGUACAUGGAACUAAAUUCAAGAAGAUUGAAACAGGGCUUCCAAUUACGAAAGAUAAAGAAUCAACGCAAAAAGAAUUCAAAACGGCUAAAAAGAAGAAAAAGAAGAGAAAGAAGGACAAAUUGGAAAGCAAACAAAGUGAUACAGAGAAACUAUUUCUUGACGAAAUAGAUUGAUAGUGUAAAUAGUAAGCAUCGACAAAAUUUGUGUUAUUUACAAUUAUAACUUAGUAUAUUUUUGCUUUAUUUAUUUUCAAAACAGAGACACAUAUUUAUCUUAAAGGAGCUCUAAGGAGGUCCAAAAGCAUAAAAACAUUAAAUCUUGAAAACUUAACGUAGAUCAACUGGAUAUUUAAAAUACAGAAAUAUGCUCAUAAUAAAAAUCUUCUUCCAAUUUGUGUUAGAUUUGUUUAAAUAGUUUUCAUUUGUAAAUUUUUUGCACUAUAAAAAUAGUUUUUCUUGAAAAAGCGAACGAUCAAAAACAAUCAACACAGUAUAAAGUUUUCCUUUUUAGAUCACAGUUAUUCAAAGUCAGUAUAAAUUGCAUAUAUUGUUCUCACCAUAUAUUUAACUUAUGAAGCAAUAAUUAUAAAUGACAUUUUAAGUUAAGUGUUAGAAAAACUUCUGACAUGACUUGGAAUGUAAUAUUCUGCUGUAAAACAAAAAAUUCCUUCUUUUCAGAAUCGAAAUAUGUUUUGAUAUAAUUAUGCAAUAUAAUUCUGAUUAUUAGAUUAGGGAAUGUCGGCGCGUAUGUGUGUGUGCAGGCGUAGUAGUGCCUUUCACUACACUUUUGCAAAGUUCAAGCAUUUACUACAAUGUUGAUAAUAACUCUUUAACAGUACCUGAUUAAAAAUGAAAUUCCAGGAGAAUAUCGCUUUGGUUUGUGACAUAACGGGACUGAAAUAAUCUUUCGAGAUCAAUGAACUAUUUGAUGUACGUCUUGGCCAUUAACUGGCUUGCAAAAUUUAAGAUCAUUCGCUCACUCUGUUGAUUUUUCCUUAAUAAUAUUAUGUCUCAUUGUCGAAGUUUACUCGAAAUGGAUAAGUGUUGAAAUGCCUUCACUCAAAUCGGGCCUUUCCUUGUUGAUCUUGUUUACCAUAUUUUAGAAUAGAACAAAAGACGAUAUUCAGUGUUUUCAGAGUAUAUGUUUCAAUUAUCAUGUACAUGUCUUUCUGUUAAAAGUGUUCUAGCUGAUAUCUGUAAGAAAUUCAAAUUUGGUUUUUAAGUUUAUUUAUCUCAUUAGAGUUCCUUCAAUAUGUUUGAUAUUCUAAUAUUUGUAUGCUUCCCGAAACGCUUACGGAACAUAGUUUUAUGUCUGCAUGCCUCAUUUCAUCUUCCUCGUUGUAUUUUACAUUUGAGCUCACCUUAGCACAAAGUGCUCAGUGAUAAGCGUUUGUGCUGGCAGUGUUCCCGGCGUCCGUCAUUAAUCAUUGUCCAGUAUUUCUUAUAUCAACAUCUCCUUAACCGCAUAAUAGAUUUGGUCCAAAUAUUACAGGAAUUAUCCUUAAGUGUCCUCUUAAAGGUUGUUUAUAUGGUUCCAGUCCGAUGCAUAAGUCUGUCAAAGGAGCUAAAUUUAGAACCUAAAACGAGAUAUCAAAAAAAUUAGAAGAAAUAAUGCUCAGAGCUUAAAUUUUAAGCUUUCUUUUAUGAAACUGCAAUAUCUAGAGUUGUUGCAAAGUUAUAUAAAUCACGCCCCAAGUAUCUAUAAAUGCUACGGUUAAAACUGUCCUGUCCUGGGGUGGGGUCACUUUGUUUAAUAUAUGGUUAAACAAUUGAUUAAUUAAGUAUGUAAAUGACACAAUGCAAAAUGCUUAGACAUAUAUCAUGAAGCAAUUUGUAGCAGAUGUCUACAUCUUUUUAAAUAAUACAGCUAGGAGAAAAAAAGACAAACCCAAUGUGUCUUUUUCCUUUUUUAGCAUGUACCUCAGGUAAGCAAUCGCGGGCAAUCAUAACCCUCUUGUUACUGCUUUGUAGAAAUAAUGCUUGUUUUGUGUCAUAACCUUUUUAAGCCUAAUGCUUGAUCAUGAGUGAGAUAUAAAUGUCUAUGCCUACAAAGACGGAAAUGAUUGACUUAUUUUUCCUAUAGAAAUGCAUGUUUUUUGUUUUUUUAUUGUCAAAACGACAAAUGGAAGCAUCUUUUAAUGUUCGUGAUAUUAUCGUUUUUAAUGUAAUCUAUGUUGUCUUAUGAAAAAACCUUAUGUGUAUAUAAAUAAGAAAUCAAUUAAAGUUUAUUCCAUAUUUUACAAAUUGUAAAGAUAUAAAUUAAUACAUAAAUAUUUUGUUACUGAUGAUAAGUUUA
Molecule: messenger RNA, 8946 nt
Organism: Ruditapes philippinarum (Manila clam)
Lineage: Eukaryota; Metazoa; Mollusca; Bivalvia; Venerida; Veneridae
Product: sterile alpha motif domain-containing protein 9-like
Exons: 14
Cellular component (GO): cytoplasm
Source: RefSeq, a predicted model, not a curated record